Molecule: messenger RNA, 756 nt
Organism: Colletotrichum graminicola M1.001
Lineage: Eukaryota; Fungi; Ascomycota; Sordariomycetes; Glomerellales; Glomerellaceae
Product: O-methyltransferase
Exons: 3
Coding region: 1-756 (251 amino acids)
Molecular function (GO): S-adenosylmethionine-dependent methyltransferase activity; O-methyltransferase activity
Source: RefSeq, a predicted model, not a curated record
AUGAAGUCCUCCGCCCCGGUUCUUUACCCUAACGAGUCCGUCUCACAGAAGGUGACGGCCUACGCCGAGUCCCACUCGACGGACCUGCCCGCGCACAUCGUCGCCUACCAUGAGCACAUCGAGACCACGCAGCCCGAGACGUCGAUGCUGAUGAUCAGCAACUUCCAGGCGCAGAACCACAUCUGGCUGGCCAAGCUAAUUGGGGCCAAGAGAAUCCUCGAAAUCGGCGUCUACGUUGGCUACUCGGGCAUGAUCUGGUCCCACGCCGUGGGGCCCGACGGCACCGUCACCGGGCUGGAGUUCAACGCCGACUACGCGAAGGAGGCCGAGGCCGCGUGGGCCGCCAACGGCAUCAAGAACGCAUCCGUCGUCGUCGGCGACGCGCUCGAGACCCUGCCGGCCCUGAGCCCCUCGGAGCCGUACGACCUGAUCUUUAUCGACGCCCAGAAGUCGGGCUACCCGGCCUACCUCUCCACCAUCCUCGCCGCCUCGCCCGCUUCGGGCGGGAAGGGCCGCCUCCUGCGGCCCGGCGGCCUCAUCGUUGCGGACAACGUCCUGCGCCGCGGCAUCGUCGCCGACGACUCGGACGAGAACCCGUGGGCCGUCGGGGAUAAGGCCUACCGCGCGGCCUACGCGCGCUCCGAGGACGUCGACAAGCUGCGCGAGUUCAACGCCGCCGUGCACGACGAGCCGCGGCUGGACUCGUGGCUGAUGCCGCUGUACGAUGGCGUGCACCUCGCGCGGUUGGUGGAUUAA